Meloidogyne enterolobii is the source of this 334-nucleotide messenger RNA. The record is from the annotation of a GenBank genome assembly. NCBI's taxonomy places the organism in Eukaryota, Metazoa, Nematoda, Chromadorea, Rhabditida, Meloidogynidae.
AUGGAUCGAUUGUUCCCGCAGAUUGUACAACUAUUUCCUUUUUGCCUUAGAGGUGAGCGCCAUAAUUGUUCAUUUUCCAUGCAUUUUGUACAAGUUACUGUUGCUGCGAUAAAGUUUACGUUGUGUAGCCGUCUUUCUUCAUUAUCAUUUUUUAUCACUUCAUUUUGUGUGGCCUCAAAAUCGAAAGUAACCAGACGAUAAUCAACUCCUUUUUUCAGUUCCAAAGGGCGAAUAAAACAUCCUCUAUCCACGUUGUGAAACUGACGACAAAUUUGACACCACUUUUGACCACAAACAUGUUUCUUUUCAGCCUCUCUCUUGUAAUUUUUCAUUG